AUGCAGGUGCUGCUGCCGUUGCUGCGCCACUGGCGCCGGAGGGGUCAGAAGGUGCUCGUGUUCUCGCGCAGCACCCGGUUGCUCGACAUCUUGGAGGCGUGCCUCUUCCAGCAGGGCCUGUCCCCACAAAUGCUCCGCCUGGACGGCACCACGCCGCCGGGUAACCGUCAGCGGCUUGUGGACGAGUUCAACACGUCGGUGGCGCGAAGCGUCUUCUUGAUAUCGACGCGUGCUGGCGGCGUCGGGCUGAACCUCACAUCUGCUUCGGUGGUCGUCAUCUUCGAUCCAGAUUGGAACCCGUUCUCGGACCUACAGGCACAAGACAGAUCCUUCCGCAUCGGGCAGACCCGCGUGGUGGAAGUAUACCGCCUGCUUGGCGCCGGGACCAUCGAGGAGCAGAUCUACGUGCGCCAGAUCUGGAAGCAGCAGCUCGCGCGCUCGGCCAUCGACGGCACACGCAGCGCGCGCCGCAUCGACGACAGCAGCUUCGGUCUGGGCUCCCUCUUCGAGCUGCACGAGACGUCCAUGCUGCCCUCGCUGAUGGCCGAGGCUUUCCAGUGUGCGCACGGGCAGGUGCCCACGGCCGAGGCGCUGGAGGGCGGCGUCCGCGUCUUCCGCGACCUGCGCAGACCAGGCCAGGAUGCUGGGCUGGGCCUCGCGGAGCUGUGCAAGGACAACGACCACAGCGAGGCCACUGCAGUGGCAGCCCCGCAUGCGGGCCUGGACCAGGCGGACGCCACUUCGGCGACGCAGGCGCUGGACCUGCUGCACGGGAUGAUGGACCAGGUUGACCACGCGAAGGUGAUCCGCGAGGACACGCAGGAGAACAUGCUCCUGGAUGGCCUCCCCCAGGCGGACGCCGAGAUGACGGAACCCGCCUGACGGUCUCCGAUAGUCCGUCGGCCUCCGCGGCAGCCUUCGCGUGGCCCAAACCUUCACAUGUGUUGUCGCAGAGUGCCCAGACUUGAGGUUCAUGCGGCUACAGUCGGACCGAGGUCUAAGACCGAGGUCGGUUCGGGGAAUAAUGUACCCCAGAUCUGUUCGUUCUCGUGGGAUCUUACUGUGCAUCCCUGGGAGGGUACCCUUGGAUGUUCUGUGCGCUUUGGCCGACGGAGGGCCUCCUCUUCUGCAGGGGUGUUCUUCUGGCCGACGGGCCCGACGGCACCCGCGGCAGACCCCGCCACCGUGUGGGCGCAGCACGGGCGUGCACGGAGGGUGGCUGCGCUGCCGAGCCCUCCCGGGCAGGCUCGCCCGAGCCGUCUCUCGGGGCCGCCCCUCGGUUGCCUCGGCGCGCUGCGGCGCCGCAGCGUGCCGAGGCCGCAGCAGCGCUCGGCUGUGGCGCUUCGCUCCCCGUGGGAUCGCCACGCGCGGGCGUCACUGCGAGCCGGGCCGCCGCAAAGAACAGA
Molecule: messenger RNA, 1406 nt
Organism: Prorocentrum cordatum
Lineage: Eukaryota; Dinophyceae; Prorocentrales; Prorocentraceae
Source: the annotation of a GenBank genome assembly